UAUUCACAUUCAGUGGGAGACAGAGGCGGGAAUCAAAAAUAAGUGAAAAUACUUAGUGCUACUUCCCAAACUUUUUCUCCCUCUCUCUCAUAAGUAAAAAAACUUUUACUUAGCCUUCACAAACAUUUUUUGCCUCUCUCUUUCUCAAAACCCUUGAAAUUCCUUAACUUCUAAUACACUUGUUGCUCGAUGUCAAGUAUUGUCUGGCUCGAUAUCAAGCAUUAUUCGGCUACAUCAACAGUUAUGGCAUCAAGUAAGAAUGGAUGCAGCUUGUUGAUAAUCGGCUCGAUGAAGCCUAUUUAAUUGGGGUGCAGAAGUUUUUAGAUUAUGCUUUUAGAAGAACAGGAGAGUCGUAUGAAAUAUGAUGUCCCUGUGUCAAAUGUUGUAACACAACAUUAGGAACACGCGAGAUAGUCAAGUCACAUUUGAAAGUAUAUGGAAUAAUAAAGAAUUAUACUUUUUGGUAUCACCAUGGAGAAGUUUUAGGUGAGCCACAGUCGGAACUUGAAGAUGAAGAUGAAGAUGAUAAUGAAGCAGAAGAAUACGAGAGUGAGGAUGAAAUAGAAGAAAUUUUGAGAGAUCUAUAUCCUAAUCAUGAUAGAAGCACUGCAGAUAUUGGUUGUGAUGAUUUACUUCAAGAGGAACCGAAUGUUGAAGCCAAAAGAUUUUACAGUCUAUUGAGGGAUUUUGAGAAGCCACUAUACCAAAACUCAAAAAUUUCAAAGCUUUCCACUUUGAUUAAAUUGCUUCAUAUAAAAAGUAUGGAUCGCUAGAGCAAUGAGUCAUUUACAAUGCUAUUAAAAAUGUUAAAGGAUGAGUUGUUGCCCGAUGAAGCGGAUUUGCCAAAUUCAUAUUAUGAGGCAAAGAAAGUAAUUCGGAAUCUUGGGCUUUCCUACUAUAAGAUUGAUGCUUGUAUAAAUGAUUGCAUGUUAUACUGGAAGGAGGAUAAUUUACUUGAUUCUUGUAAAAUUUAUGGUGCAUCCAGAUGGAAAAUAAACAAACAUAGCGGGGAAGCAAAGAAUAAAAAAGACAAAAAGAUAGCAGCUAAGACUUUGUGCUAUUUUCCAUUAAAGCCUAGAGUUCAAAGGUUGUUUAUGUCUACAAAGACAUCUUCUCUAAUGACAUGGCAUCAUGAUUAAAGAGUUGAUGAUAGAAUAAUGAGGCACCCAGCUGAUUUAACGGCUUGGAAAUCAUUUGAUGAACUUCAUCCCUCAUUUGUGGCCGAGCCUCGUAAUGUUCGACUUGGACUUGCUAGUGAUGGAUUUCAGCCAUUUCGCAAUUCAAAAACCUCAUAUAGCAUUUGGCCGGUGGUACUUAUUCCUUAUAAUUUACCACCUUGGUUGUAUAUGAAACAAGAAAAUUUUAUUAUGUCAAUGCUUAUUCCUGGUCCAGAUAGUCCAGGAGAUGCAAUUGACAUAUAUCUUCAACCUUUGAUAGAGGAACUAAAUGAGUUAUGGGAAAUUGGUGUUGAGACCUUUGAUGUAUCUACUAGACAGAAUUUUAAGUUGCAUGCUUCUUUGUUAUGGACCAUUAAUGACUUUUCAGCAUAUGGAAAUUUAUCUGGAUGGAGUACAAAAGAAAAAUUGGCAGGCCCAUGUUGCAAUAAAGAUACUUUCUCAAUUAGAUUGACUAAUAGUAAGAAACAUUAUUUUAUGGGUCAUCGACGAUAUCUUCCUCUUAAUCACAGAUGGAGGAAUGAUAAGGAGUCAUUUGAUGGCACAAAAGAGCGACGACUCCCACCAAAAAUACGUUCUGGUAUUGAAAUACUUAAUCAAGUGCGGGAUCUUGAAGGGCUACAUCUAACGAAGGAUCCAAAGAAAAAGAUCAAAAUAUCACAUGAGAAUCGAAAGGAUAAUUGGAAUAAGAGAAGUAUUUUUUUUGAACUUCCCUACUGGAAAUCUUUGUUGUUGCGGCAUAAUUUGGACGUUAUGCAUAUUGAGAAAAAUAUAUGUGAUAAUAUUUUGGGGACGAUCAUGAAUGCCAAAGGAAAGACCAAGGACACCAUUAAUGCUCGGCUAGAUUUGCAAGAAAUGAACAUUUGGCGGGAACUGCACCCCAUCAAAAAGGGAGAAAAGUACGAAGUUCCAACUGCAAGUUAUACAUUAUCUCCCCAAGAAAAGCACAAGUUAUGCCUCUUUUUAAAGAAUUUAAAGGUUUCAGAUGGAUUUUCAUCUAAUAUUUCUCAAUGUGUGAACUUGAAAGAACACAAGAUUUCUGGCUUAAAGAGUCAUGAUUGCCAUGUUCUUUUGUAACAUUUACUCCCUCUUGCACUACGUGGUAUGUUGUCCAAAGAUGUAUGUGAACCACUUAUUGAGUUGUCUUUAUUUUUUCAAUAUGCUUGGAGCUAAGGUGUUAAGGAUGGAUGACUUGGAACGAAUUGCAGCUCAGAUUCCUAUAACUCUUUGCAAGUUAGAAAAAGUCUUCCCUCCUUCAUUUUUUGAUGUCAUGGUACACUUGCCUAUUCAUUUGGCUAAUGAAGCUAUGCUUGCUGGACCUAUUCAAUAUCGGUGGAUGUAUCCUAUAGAGCGAUGGUUAUAUUUUUUAAAAUCUCUUAUUGGUAAUAGGGCUUGUCCAGAAGGCUCUAUCGCAGAGGGGUACCUUGCAAAUGAAUGUAUGACCUUGUGUUCAAUCUAUUUAUAACAUUUCAAUCUAAUAUUGUUACUUUA
Molecule: messenger RNA, 2666 nt
Organism: Nicotiana attenuata
Lineage: Eukaryota; Viridiplantae; Streptophyta; Magnoliopsida; Solanales; Solanaceae
Exons: 2
Coding region: 1158-2252 (364 amino acids)
Source: RefSeq, a predicted model, not a curated record